AUGAACAAGAGAUGUCAAGCCCUCAAGCACCACCACCUUCUUGGGAUAGUCCUCCAAAAGUUAUCCCCCUUGAAGUCCAAGAAGAACCUUCUUCCCUACCUUGAAGCAGCCGACCUGGAGACGUCUAGCCAAGCCGCAUCCUACAGAGAAGAACACCUUCUAGCCACACCAGAAGAGGAGAUUGACCCUGAACUGAUCGAGUUCGUGAAGAGAGAUCAAUUCCAUGAUCUAUAUUCGGAGUAUGCACUGGAGCACAUAGAUCACUUUGAGAGUCUUUGUGAUUCUUAUGGAGUUUCACCUUUGAGAAGAAGAUGA
This is a messenger RNA of Microthlaspi erraticum, 315 nucleotides long. Lineage: Eukaryota; Viridiplantae; Streptophyta; Magnoliopsida; Brassicales; Brassicaceae. The record is from the annotation of a GenBank genome assembly.